Molecule: messenger RNA, 1515 nt
Organism: Phaeoacremonium minimum UCRPA7
Lineage: Eukaryota; Fungi; Ascomycota; Sordariomycetes; Togniniales; Togniniaceae
Exons: 1
Coding region: 1-1515 (504 amino acids)
Molecular function (GO): protein binding
Source: RefSeq, a predicted model, not a curated record
AUGGAGGUCGCCCCAAAGAAGAAGAAGGCCUUGCCUUUCAAGCGUACAGCUCCCAAGCCAGCGCCUCGUGCAGACUCGAGCGACAAGGACGAAGAUGACGAUCUCGACAUGUUCAGGCGGUCGAAGGAUUUCUUUCCGAUCGCAGUGGAAGAACAAGAGGAGCGCUACAAUAAGCACACGUCGCCGAAAGAAGAUCGAAAAGUUUCACUAGAUCUCACAUAUGAAGCAACGGGUCGUUCGCCAGGGGAGGAGUCGUCGAAGAGGCGGAAACUCUCGCCUGCGGUUGUAGUGGACGAGUGGGACGAACUCUAUGAUAACAGUGAGGAUGAAGCACCACAUUCUGGCCUGGGCAAGGGGGAGAAAUCUCCCAUUGCAGCUAGGAUACGAGCAGGAUCACCAGUCUUCAAUAACGGCAGCCUAACACCUCGACCAUCAAGAUUAGAGAGUCAAGACCCCAGCUCUCCUGUCGCCAAUGGUGCCCUUCCUACUCCUAUCAAAUCGGACGCCAAGCCGUCUACCACACCAGACGGGGUCAUAUCACUUGAUGACGAUUCAGACGACGGUAUACCCGUGACCCGCUCAAGGUCCGCACAAAAACCUCGCCCUCUGCGGCCAGCUUCUUCAACUGCUAUAAUCUCGCUCGACGACGACGACGAUGAUCUGGUGGUGGUAGACCGAGAUGAAGAAGAAGAGGAGGAUGAGUUCGCCAUUUUUAUUCAGCGUGCACGAGCCCGCGAGGCCGCCAUGAAAGCAGCAGCCGAGAGGCGCGUCAAAACACCGGAUUCAGUGGGCGCUGACAACUCUGCCGACUCCACGGUUGCUGAACGUGAUGUGCACGACCCUGUCAUACAGAUCUUGAUCACCUCUUGCUUGUCUUGCAAUGAGGAAAUUACACCCCUACUGAUCCACCGAAGAAUGAGUCAAAACAUGCGUCUGGUGAGGGAGUCUUGGCUAAAUAACGCACGAAGCAAAUUCGGCUUGAGACUGUCUCCCGAUGAAGAGGCAAAGAUCAUUUUGACAUGGAAACUCGCUAAAAUCUAUAACAUGACCACAGGUCUGAGUCUUAACCUGCGACCAGAUGAGAGAGGCCGGGUUGGUGCCUACGCUGGUCCUGAUGAAGGCUUCGAUAAUGGAAAAUUGCACUUGGAAGUCUGGCAUGAAGAUGAGCUACGGGACGUUCUUGCUGAGAAGGAGAGAGAGCGCCGUCAGGAAUUGGGCGAGGAGAUCGAUGACGAGGAUAUCGAGGACCAAGGAGAUGACAAAGACACGCAGGAAGCCACACAACAAGAAAAGAUCCGUGUCAUCCUCAAAGGCAAGGAGAUGGACGACCUUAAGCUCACCACAUACGCGGACACUCAGGUACGGAUCCUGAUUGCUGCAGUCAGGGCGAAAAAUCACUACGGCUCGGAUAAGCAUAUCACCAUCAUGUUUGAUGGCGACCCUUUGGAGGAGGAGACUACCAUGGGAGAAGCAGAUAUAGAGGAUCUGGAUGCCCUGGAGGUCUAUGUCAAGUAG